Trichoplax adhaerens is the source of this 726-nucleotide messenger RNA. RefSeq lists its product as uncharacterized. NCBI's taxonomy places the organism in Eukaryota, Metazoa, Placozoa, Uniplacotomia, Trichoplacea, Trichoplacidae. The transcript is spliced from 3 exons. Gene Ontology annotation, cellular component: cytoplasm. Gene Ontology annotation, biological process: quinolinate metabolic process; 'de novo' NAD+ biosynthetic process from L-tryptophan. Gene Ontology annotation, molecular function: 3-hydroxyanthranilate 3,4-dioxygenase activity; iron ion binding. The record is from RefSeq and is a predicted model, not a curated record. The coding region runs from base 1 to 726 and encodes 241 amino acids.
AUGGCCGGCCAAACCAUUGCUCUUACAAAGUGGAUAGAUGAGAAUGAAUCCUCGUUUAAGCCUCCUGUCUGUAAUAAAUUGUUGUUCGGUGCCGGUCAACUCAAGAUUAUGUUUGUGGGUGGACCAAAUAACCGAAAAGAUUACCAUCUUGAAGAAGGCGAAGAGCUAUUCUACAUGAUUCGAGGAGACAUGUGUUUGAACAUUAUAGAGAAAGGUAAGUUCAAAUCUAUUCCCAUAAAGGAAGGUCAGAUAUUCUUACUACCUCGCAAGAUUCCUCAUUCACCACAACGACUUGAAAGUACUGUUGGCCUUGUUAUUGAACGCGAACGACGUAUGCAUGAAAUGGAUUGUUUACGAUAUUACUGUGAGGAUGGUAACUCGCAUAACAAUAUUCUAUACGAAAGAUGGUUUCAUUGUGAAGAUCUUGGCUGUCAGUUAGCUCCAAUAAUUAAGGAAUACUUUGCAUCAGAAGAAUACAAAACUGGAAAACCUGGAAAGAAUUCGAUAAUACAGGAUCCAGUUUUUCACCCAGAUGAAGAAACUACAGUGAAGGAACCUUUUUCACUUAAAGAAUGGAUUGAUAAUAACCGCAAUACUGUAAAUAAGCAGAAUGAGCUAAUGUUGUUCAGUGAAACAGAAUGCCAGUUGCGUAUAGCUACAAAUUGCACUGUCAAAUGUGGUAGUAGUAGCGAAGAAAUAUGGAUUUGGAUUUACGAAGGUAACUGA